CGGGCCAACGGGAACGGCCAGCAGACAACACCAAUCAGCUUACGCCAGUCGUAUGUCAUCCGUCGCAAGAAGUAGUUGUUUAAAGCUUAUUGACAACUUUUACGCGAUGCGCCAUCGAGAGGGAUAAAGUGACAAUAUAGUGUAAAGUGAAAUUCUAAUUUAUAAAAAUGCUCGCGGACGGUGAAAUUGUUGGUGACGGAUCAUGGAACCUCACGAUCUAUGUUACGGACUUGAACGAGAAGCGUACUAUGGUCGUGAAGGGAGAUAUGCACAUCGGUGGGGUUAUGCUCAAGUUGACGGAGAGCUUCGGUAAAGAUUUUAAAAAGGACUGGUCGGAUCACGCACUAUGGUGGCCCACACGCAACAAAUGGCUGUCCAGACCGAAGCACACGCUGGACCAGUACGGAGUCCACGCAGACGCUGCGCUCCACUUCACGCCGAUGCACAAGCCUCUGAGGAUACAGCUCCCGGACUUGAGAUAUAUCGACUGUAAAAUUGACUUUUCCAUCGACACGUUCAGUGCUGUAAUGCAACUCUGCAAAAGUCUUGGUAUACGGCAUCCAGAGGAGCUAUCGCUCUGUUAUCCUCUGGAGCAGUCGCAUUUAAAGCAGAACUAUCAGAAUUUAAAAGAGGCUAAGAAGAUAAAAUCGGUACAAGCUCCAGACACGAAUACAUUCAUCGCAGCCACGAGAGGUUCUUCAAAUAGUUUGGAUAGAUCCCUGGCGUGUCCUGCUACUCCACCGCCUCCUAGAUCGCUAUCCGCUACACCCGUAGCUUCACAGCAGAAUGGGACGCUGCGUCGCUAUGGUGGCCACAUCUAUAGUACACAGAGUGAUGGCUCCAGCGAUGGAGGUUAUUGCGGAACGCCGCCACGAGCGGCAUCUCUGGAUGCUUUAGAUUCUCUCGCAGAACUGUCUUUGGCUGAUUCUCCCCUAGAACCAGAUAGCCAAUCGAAGGAGUCACUUCUCACACCAAAAUCCUUGAUAGAACGCGCUAGAAUGAACGUUGGCUGGUUAGAUUCGUCGUUGUCUAUCAUGGAGCAAUAUGUACGAGAAUGGGACACUCUGCAACUCCGUUUCAAGUUUUAUUCGUUCUUCGAUCUUACCCCAAGGGCUCAGGACGCAUCACGACUCAACCAGCUGUACCAACAGGCUCGUUGGCAAAUUCUGAAUCAGGAAGUCCAUUGCACGGAGGAAGAAAUGUUACUGUUCGCUGCACUUCAGCUCCAAAUCGAAUUACAAACGUUAGCUGGUGGUGGAGUAGAUGCGAAUGAUGGAUCCCAAGGCACAGGUGCAGCAGCUGCCCCGGAAGACGAAAUUGAUGCUGCGUUAAGUGAACUGCAAGUGCAGUUGGAAGGAGGUCCGCCAGCUCGACCCGACAUCACUCAUGUGCCCGAACUUGCUGGAUACUUGAAAUACCGAGGACGUCAGCGUUUCACUCUGCGGGCGUACAAGCGCGGCUGGGUGUCGUGUCGCGACGGCGUGCUGCGCAUACACGCGUCGCGCGAGGCGGCCGCGCGGGGGGACACGCCCUCCUACGCCGUCGAGCUCAGGGGCGCUGAGGUAACACCAGAUGCACAUCCAGCUUCCGGUAGAUAUGGCAUCAAAUUGGAAGUACCCGCGGAAGACACGAUGCAUGAAAUGUGGCUGAAAUGUGAAAAUGAGGACCAAUAUGCCGAAUGGGUGGCGGCGUGUCGCCUCGGCUCCCGCGGUCGGUCGCUCGCCGACUCGGCCUUCACCACCGAAGCGGCCGCGGUUAAGACGCUACUCGCUCUACAGCGGCCCCAGCCAGCAGCCGCGUUGAAUCAGCACAGCUUGCCUCAUCUCGAUCACUUGCAGCCGGAGAACUACUUGGCACCGCGUUUCCUUAAGAAGUUAAAGAGCAAGUUUACCCAACGCGUGCUGGAGAGCCAUGCGAAUGUGAAGGACCUUCCGUUGCUGGAAGCAAAGCUGCAAUACAUCAAGACUUGGCAGAAUCUACCCGACUACGGGCAAACUUUGUUUGUAGUGCGUUUCAUGGGUCACCGCAAGGACGAAAUCAUCAGCAUCGCCAACAACCGUAUCAUGAGACUUGACCCCAACACCGGCGACCAUAUCAAAACAUGGCGUUUCAGUACAAUGAAGGCUUGGAACGUGAACUGGGAAAUAAAACACAUGAUGGUACAAUUCGAGGAGGGCAACAUUAUCUUCUCAGUGCAAUCAGCUGAUUGCAAAGUCGUACAUGAAUUCAUAGGAGGAUACAUAUUCCUAUCAAUGCGUUCAAAGGAUGCCAACCAGACACUCGACGAGGAACUAUUCCACAAACUAACCGGUGGUUGGACGUAAGAUUUUAUUAAAUAUGAUAAAUAUUAAUUUAUUAACAGGUAACAUUAUCUGUAAAGUUUAUAUUUUUUCGGGAAUUACAGCCUUGUAUGCGUGCCUUGAAUAUCUUGACAUCCAUAUUUGUAAUAGUAUUUUUGACAAGUUUACCACUAUUUAAGUGUUUCAAUGUAACAAAACGAAACUUCAGCACAAUUUUAUUAUAGGUGAUAAACAAUCCUAACACAUAUAUGAAGGUUGUCUCAAAAGAAGUAUAUGCAUGAAUAAAGGUAUUUUUAUAUCGAUUUAAUAAAUAAAAAUGUUUUAUCUUUAGACUUUCAAUAACUAGAUAUUAAUAGUAGUGCUUCCAUUUCAAUAUUAUUACAUUGCCAAAUAUAUUUUGACGCAAAUCUAAUAUACAGCUUCGAUUCUCUACAUCACUUUAAUUUCCUAUAUAUUUUAAUGUCAAUUAAAAUAAUUUUAAGGAUAUUCAUUCGAUAUGAGCUUUUAUGUUUUAGAUGAUAAAGUUUAUUUUAGCUAAGCUGCCACAUCUCAUAGAUUUAAAGAUCAGUAAACAAGUGCCAUCACACCGAUAUCAAACAAAUUGAAUGUUCACGACUACAACAUGGUGCUUUAUAAUAAAUAAAUAGAAUUAAAUAAAUGAAUAAAUACAAGUGGCCUUAAUGUUCAUAAGAGUUUAAUAAUUGCUUUCGCUGAUUAAGUUUUAUUCAUUGUAAAUAACAUUAAAAUAGGUUAACUCCAGUAUGACGUAUUUAUAUGAGAAUUAUAAAAUGAUCGCUUGAUAAUGUAUACCUAUAAAUUGCAAAGAUAUAUUAUACUAUCGUCAACUUGUCUCAUUAAAAUGGCAUGAAAUGCUUAUAAAAUAGAGAUGCAACGUGAAUAUUAACAAUUUUUCAACAUAUACAAAUUAUUGUACAAAUUAAAAUGUUUGUAAAUGAAUGUCAAAAUAAAUGUAAAUGAAUAACAAAA
Messenger RNA from Nymphalis io (European peacock), 3287 nucleotides. RefSeq names its product unc-112-related protein-like. The transcript has 11 exons. The record is from RefSeq and is a predicted model, not a curated record. Bases 168 to 2324 code for a protein of 718 amino acids. Lineage: Eukaryota; Metazoa; Arthropoda; Insecta; Lepidoptera; Nymphalidae. Gene Ontology annotation, biological process: cell-matrix adhesion; integrin-mediated signaling pathway. Gene Ontology annotation, molecular function: integrin binding. Gene Ontology annotation, cellular component: cell-substrate junction.